UCCCCCCACCCCACGCCCCCGCUCCGCCACCGCAGGAUGCAGUUCGAGAUGAGCGACAACGUCAAGGGCAAAGCCAUGUCCUACCCGGUGACCAGCCAGCCCCAGAGCGGCAAUCAGUGCUACCAGAGCCAGCUGAGCGACUGGCACACGGAGCUGACCGACUGCUGCAACGACAUGCCCAUCUGUCUGUGCGGGACCUUCGCCCCCCUGUGCCUCGCCUGCCGCAUCGCCGACGACUACGGCGAGUGUUGCUGUACCCCCUACCUCCUGGGCGGCCUCCACUCCAUCCGCACCGGCAUGAGGGAGCGCUACCACAUCCAGGGCUCCGUGCCAAGUGACUGGGCGGCGCUCACCUUCUGCCUGCCCUGCACCCUGUGCCAGAUGGCUCGGGAGCUGAAGAUCCGGCAGUGAGGACCCGCCUCCCCCCUCCCCAAGCCUCCGGUCCUUCCCCGCCUUUCCCUCUCCAGGCCCCGUCUCCUACGUCGCCCCCCCAACUCAACCGUAAUAAAAUGUAGAAACAAACUCGGUCUCCGUGUCGCUACUGGUGAGCAAAAUGGGGGUCCGGGCGG
This is a messenger RNA of Ornithorhynchus anatinus (platypus), 569 nucleotides long. RefSeq names its product cornifelin (gene CNFN). NCBI's taxonomy places the organism in Eukaryota, Metazoa, Chordata, Mammalia, Monotremata, Ornithorhynchidae. Bases 37 to 411 code for a protein of 124 amino acids. The transcript is spliced from 4 exons. The record is from RefSeq and is a predicted model, not a curated record. Gene Ontology annotation, cellular component: cornified envelope.